Guillardia theta CCMP2712 is the source of this 565-nucleotide messenger RNA. RefSeq lists its product as hypothetical. The record is from RefSeq and is a predicted model, not a curated record. The transcript has 5 exons. The annotation marks the transcript as partial. NCBI's taxonomy places the organism in Eukaryota, Cryptophyceae, Pyrenomonadales, Geminigeraceae.
CCAUGCUGCUGACUGAGAGCCUCGUUCGACCUGUUGAGCGCAAUGCUCGCUCCGGCAAGCAAAUCGCAGCUGCCGUCUCCGUCAUCCUGCUCGCAGUCUGCACUUUGGCAUUCGUGGUUACAAAUCAGUCCAGCGACAACUCGGAGGAGCUUUUGAACGUUCCUCUCACCAACAAGCAGAGAGGAAUCUUGAAGAGCGUCAGAUCUCAGAAGCUCACCCUCGGCCCUGGUAUGGAGAACGCCGACGACCGUGCCAUCAAGGUUGCGUUUGCCACCUUCAAGGACAGCAAGGACGAUACUGUGAAGAAGACCUUGACUUUUGAUCCUAAGGUCGAGGAGGAGGAGGUCCAGGAAGCGAUGGCUGAUAUGAAGACAAUCACCGGUGAAGUCAAGAACGAAGCCAAGAUCCUCAAGGACCUGACCAAGCCCGACAAGAAGAAGAAGAAGUAGAACGCUCAGCUGUACGUCAUCCUAAGGUUACUUCAUGGACACCAUCAGACUCCUUAUCUCCAUCAGUAGCACAAACCGUUAAUCUCAUCAACGAUCAUUAAAUCAUUUGACUCUUC